Molecule: messenger RNA, 869 nt
Organism: Diorhabda carinulata
Lineage: Eukaryota; Metazoa; Arthropoda; Insecta; Coleoptera; Chrysomelidae
Gene: snf
Product: U1 small nuclear ribonucleoprotein A
Exons: 4
Coding region: 181-822 (213 amino acids)
Biological process (GO): mRNA splicing, via spliceosome
Cellular component (GO): U1 snRNP
Molecular function (GO): U1 snRNA binding
Source: RefSeq, a predicted model, not a curated record
UCACAAUAAUGUCAUUUGUCAUUUUUAACCAAAAAAAACUCGUUUGAGUAGCGUUGGUUUUUACAAAUGAACAAUUGUUAAAAUAUUAAUUACUUUUUUCCAAUUUUACGAGGCUUUUUGAUAAGUCUCCAGUAUAAAAUUUAUUCUAAUAUUAGUGUUGUUCUAGUAUAAAUAUAAAAGAUGGAUAUUCGACCAAAUAAUACAAUUUAUAUAAAUAAUCUCAACGAAAAAGUUAAAAAGGAAGAAUUGAAGAAAUCUUUAUAUGCAAUUUUUUCUCAAUUCGGUCAAAUAUUGGAUAUAGUAGCUUUAAAAACUUUAAAAAUGAGAGGUCAAGCUUUCGUUAUAUUUAAAGAAAUUCAAAGCUCUACAAACGCUUUAAGAUCGAUGCAAGGAUUUCCUUUCUACGAUAAACCAAUGCGUAUACAGUAUGCCAAACAAGACUCUGACAUAAUCUGUAAACUCAAAGGAACAUAUCAAGAAAGGCCGAAAAAAGUUAAACCACCAGUAUCUAGAGACGAAGAAGCGCCCAGAAAGAAAAAGAAGAAGGACCCCAACAGAGCACCAGGAGCAGCAAAUUCUGAACAACCUCCCAACCAAAUUCUUUUCCUUACAAAUCUACCUGACGAAACAAGUGAGAUGAUGUUGUCGAUGCUGUUUAACCAAUUUCCUGGUUUCAAAGAAGUACGACUCGUACCUAAUAGACAUGAUAUCGCUUUUGUUGAAUUUGAAAAUGAGUUACAGUCAGGUGCAGCAAAAGAUGCACUUCAAGGAUUCAAGAUUACACCUACACAUGCGAUGAAAAUAUCAUUUGCAAAGAAAUAAUAAGUUGAAAAUUUUGUAUUACUUCAGUAAACAGUUUUCAAUCAUUA